CGCCCACCACAAAACACACCAUGGUGGCUCCUCUCCGCACAAGUCUGCUUCGCCAUGCCGGAGCAACCUGUCUCCGUCAACAACGGACCACUCUCCGCCCUCUCUCCCGCUCCACCCUCCAACGCCUCGCCUCUACCCUCACCGUCCUCGAACAACGCGAUGGCAAACUCAACAUGUCCUCCCUCGCCUCCAUCUCCGCCGCCCAAAAAGUCGGAGGAUCAGUGCAUGGCAUCGUAGCGGGCUCCAACAUCAAGACCGUCGCCGAGCAAGCCUCCAAAGUCGAGGGUCUGGAAAAAGUCAUUUUCAUCGAAAACGGCGACUACGACCGCGGUCUGGCGGAGAAUUGGGCGCCUAUGCUUAUUGAGAACAUCAAGAAGGGAGGCUAUACACAUGUUAUCGCAGGCCACUCUGCGUUUGGAAAGAACUUGAUGCCGAGAGUUGCGGCUCUUAUGGACGUGCAGCAGAUUUCGGAUAUUACAGAGGUGCAGAGUGAGGAUACGUUUGUGCGACCGAUCUAUGCUGGUAACGCGAUCCUUACCGUCCAAUCGAACGACAACCCGAAGAUUGUCACCGUCCGAGGCACGGCAUUCCCCUCCGGCGCAGCGGAAGGCGGCAGUGCGAGUGUGGAAGAGGGAACGGACCCCAAAGCCGCUUGCCCCACCGAAUGGAUCAGCGAGGACCUCGCAAAGUCUGAUCGCCCUGAACUCGCGUCCGCGGAGAAAGUCGUCUCAGGUGGCCGCGGGCUGAAGUCAAAGGAGGAAUUCGACCGCAUUAUGCCUCCCCUCGCGGAUGCGCUAGGAGCAGCGAUUGGAGCGUCUCGUGCGGCGGUGGAUUCUGGAUUCGCGGACAAUUCAUUGCAAGUGGGCCAGACAGGAAAGAACGUCGCGCCGCAGCUGUACCUAUGCGCCGGAAUCUCUGGUGCGAUUCAGCAUCUUGCGGGCAUGAAGGAUAGCAAGGUCAUUGCUGCGAUCAACAAAGAUGCGGAUGCGCCGAUUUUCCAGGUCGCGGAUGUUGGGUUGGUAGGAGAUUUAUUUGAGAAGGUUCCCGAGUUGACGGAGAAGUUGGGCAAGGCGUAA
Molecule: messenger RNA, 1076 nt
Organism: Zymoseptoria tritici IPO323
Lineage: Eukaryota; Fungi; Ascomycota; Dothideomycetes; Mycosphaerellales; Mycosphaerellaceae
Product: electron transfer flavoprotein subunit alpha, mitochondrial
Exons: 1
Coding region: 21-1076 (351 amino acids)
Cellular component (GO): mitochondrion
Molecular function (GO): flavin adenine dinucleotide binding; electron transfer activity
Source: RefSeq, a predicted model, not a curated record